CUUUUACGCCCAUUUCCAGUUUCACGCUUGCUCAGGCUCGGCCACAAAAACGAACAUUUUGAAACCCAUCUGUGAAGAAUAACUGAGCUGUUCUGCCACACUCGUGAAUGGGAAAUCAUAUUUGGAUGUUUUGUACUUUUUUUUUGUGUGUGGUUUAGUGGGAUAAUUUCAUCAGGCUUAAGUGCUUGUCUUCAAAGAAUUUAGUCAGUCAUCUUUCUCGAAUGGAUGCCUACUCCGCGAGCUGAGUAAUUGUCACCUCUGCAGUGCCGUGGUGUGCGCUAGCCUGGCACAGCCUGCUUUUAUCCUGCUUGACUGGCUUCAGCUGAGGCACUGUGACUCAGUCGGCUGUGCGGCAAACAUUUGGACAGCAAGUGCAGCGAUUUAUUGGGAUAUUAUAGCAGCUGCCCUUUACAAUGCCAUUAUAAGCCGAAGUUCCUCAGUGCGGACACAUCGCUUGAACCUCGACCGCAUCUGAAUCGACUCAACGCUUUCCUUCGUCGAGCCUCCCUGGCGUUUUCCUCUGUAGUGAUUCAACUGUUUGGAUACAUCCACUUAUUUGAAUUUGGGGGUUUAUUCUUUCCCAUGGCAUGCUGUUUUAAAACCCGCCACCAUGGAAGCUGGACACUUAACAGUCACUUUCCAGAUGAUGAAAGUGAGCAGCACCACGGCACGAUGGUGGGAGAGACGAGCAGCACGGGAGACAGCACCCCUCCCCCAAAACGCAAGGGCAAGUUCCCCAACCUUGGCAAGAUCUUCAAGCCAUGGAAGUGGCGAAAGAAGAAAAGCAGCGAGAAAUUCAAGGAAGCGUCAGAAGAGCUGGAGAGAAGGAUGUCGACGAGGCGUACCCGGCAAGAACUUAUAGAUCAGGGGGUGCUGAAAGAAGCUCCAGACAACGAUGCGGAUGGAGCAGCACAAAGCCUGAAGCAGCCCUAUGUGAAGAACGGCCACACUCUGCCCGUGAAUGUAGGAGUGGGGGUUAGUGCUGGAAGGAGUAACCAGGGCCGAGUGCCCUCUGAUUCAGAAUUUAGAAUAACCCCUACUUGGCUGGCCCAUUCAGACGACCAUAGGGGCCGAUCACCCCCAGAUGCUGAACGCCGAAGAGUUUCAAACUCCAGGGUUUCCGGUCCCCCGGAAGAAGUGCAAAGAGGAAGCGGGGUGAUUGGGCCCCGUGUACAUGGGGAGGCAGAGCGGAAGCCUAACACAUCGUGGCAUGGACAGAUUCACAAUCAGAUGGAUGAAGGCAGAAGUGGAGGCCAGUUUUACCCUGAAGAUGGACAGAGAAGGCCUGGGCUGCAGAAAGCACCCUCAGAGGAUGGCAGGAGGAGUCGACCGGCUGAUGUAGAUUGGAAGCCUACACUCCCCCGACAUGCAUCUGCAGAAGAGGGAAGGGCCCGUAGAGAAUCAGACAGCCAUUUUGUCCCUGACCCUGAAGCACUGAAGGACACCCUUCGUGAACCUCUGCCACCUAAACAGUCCGUCAUGCCUCCAAAAUGGUUGAUAAGCUCUACGCCUGAACCAGGCAGCGAGGGGCCACUUCGCCCCCCAUCGAACCACAGCUCGGCCCAGUACCCAUCACUCUCUGCAUCCCUGAGUACUGCACCCAAGCCUACAAGGAACACCUCAGCUGUUGGUACGACCACACAGCUGUCUUCAUCUGCAGUCUCGUCGUCCGCCUCUCAGGGCACCAAGCAGCCACCUCUGCCUCCGCCCAAGCCGGUGAACAGGGGCAACCCUGGCAUGCUGGUCUCCGCCCUACAGGGUGGAGAGCACGCACAGCUUCCGCUCUACUGGUCCUGCUGGAAGCGAGAGUGCGAGUACGAUGUCUAUCUUUCCCUGCCUGUGUACCUGUGCCGGCGGGCUGGAGGCCUGCGCUCAGGUGACCUCACCCAAGCUGCCGGGGGUGCCAGUGUUGUCCCAGCGAAGCCCUCCCCUCCAAUGCCUCCAAAGAGAACCACCCCUGUCACCAAACGCAACACCGAUGACUCCUCCGCUUCAAGCCAUCCCCUCACGCCCUCGCCACUUUCUCUUGAGGACGACAGCUCUGUGAGCUUUCAGCUGCCUCCCGCUCCUCCAUCCCCUCCGCUUCCGUCGCACAUACCUCCUUCUCCACCCCGACAACAAAUACACCCCCACCACCCUCAUCUUCAGCACUCUUAUCCGCACCCACUGCCCCAACCUAUACCAAUCUUGUUUGAUCCCCCAAGUCCUGUCAGUGAGUCACCCCAACGCCCAGCCCCUGUCCCACUGCACAUCAUGAUCCAGCGAGCUCUGUCCAGUCCCGGCCCUGUUCACCCCAACCCAGAUGGGUCACAACGUGCUCACACAUUGCUCUUUGAAACGCCUCCAGACUACCAAACUGAUCGAAGUCGCCCCCUUCCUGUCAGCAUCCAGCCCCUAAAGCUAUCUGAAGACGACUACUCUGAAGAGGAGGAAGAAGAGGAGGACGAUGACGAGGAAGAGGAGGAGUACGACGGGGAGAUACCCCAGCCUAAGCUAGAGCCACGGAGUCGCUGCGGCUUGGUUGUCGAUACUGGAGUUUGUGUCAUCCCCGGUGAAGAAAACAGUGAGGAAGAGGAGGAGAAUGAUGAAGAGGAUGAAGAGAAUGACAUUCACAGAGAAGAUAGUGACUCAGAUGGUCCUGUGCCUUUUAAAGAGGAAGAAUCAGAUGAGGAGGAAGAGCCACUGAGUGCCCUGGCCAGCAAAGUGAAGAGGAAAGACACUCUGGCUCUAAAACUGAGCAGCCGUCCCUCUGCACCUGACAGGGACAGAUUUGCACAGGAGAGAAGCACCAGAGAUGACCAGCUACCAGGACAGGCUGGCCUCACCUGGCAGAGUAGAGAGCAAUGGGAGGCCAUUCGCACGCAGAUUGGAACUGCGCUUACCAGACGUCUAAGCCAGAGACCCACUGCUGAGGAGCUUGAGCAAAGAAACAUCCUCCAACCCAAAAAUCAAGCUGACAGGCAAGCAGAGGUUAGAGAGAUUAAGCGAAGACUGACCAGAAAGCUGAGUCAAAGACCCACCGUAGCAGAAUUACAGGCCAGAAAAAUUUUGCGAUUCCACGAGUAUGUGGAAGUCACAGAUGCCCAAGACUACGACCGCAGGGCGGACAAGCCGUGGACCAAACUGACCCCUGCUGAUAAGGCAGCCAUCCGGAAAGAGCUUAAUGAUUACAAAAGCACUGAAAUGGAGGUUCACGAAGAGAGCAAAAUCUACACAAGGUAUCACCGGCCUUAGCAUCCACACUCUUCAGAUGGUGAAAGAAGCACUUAAAAGUCUCUGUGGCAAGCAGCUGUUGACUAUGCAGACAGAUCGGCCCUUUCUCGUUUCCUGAAUGUAUCGUACAAUUUAUCAGGGACAGCCUGGAACUGACUAGAGACAAGAAUGCUUCUCGCUUCACCUCCAUCACAAUUGUUUUCAGUGAUCAGGUGGUGGAAGAAGAUGCAGUAUUUAUCCCAGACAACAGGGGGAACCACGUGCCAACCAAAUGGAGACAUUUGCAAAGGACCGACAGUGCGGGGCUUCUACCCCCCCUCUGCUGUAAUGUGGUGUCCUCGGGGACCUGGAUCGAGUUAAUACCUUUAAUGCGGCCUCAUUCUCUGUUGCCUUUUUUCUUUACCGUGUAUGGAAACGCUAAUUCAUUCAUCUUGUUUAUGUGAGAACAUAAAGUAAUAAUAGCUAACAAAAAUGGUAAUUUCUAGUACUAACUAUUGAGAUACAUGGCUGUAGUGCGUGUGGACUGGAGGAUGCAGACUGGGAUUUUCUGUUUUAGGAUUGGACAUCUCUGGGAUAUUGUGUUUUUAUAUGAACUGUACAGAUUUCUAUUAUAAUAUCUUCGAUUGAAUCUCAUAUCUAAUUCCAAUAUGUGUAAUACACAAGAUAUUCUAUAUCAUGAGUUUGAUCACGAGUAGUGACCUUUUUUUUUUGUUUGUUUUUUAGAUUUCUUUGGCUUGCCUGUAUUUAAAGUCGUGUUGUGAGGUGGCCGUUUAAGCGUGAGUCUUUAGAAAAAGCACAGAAGGUGCAGGCCAGGAUGCUGUAGGUAAAUUUGUGUGCCAAUGUACCCAAUGCCUAAGGAAACGAUAGGAUAUUGGUGUUCAUAACAGUCAUUUCUGAAAUCUGCAUGAGCCAACAUGAAUCUCAAUGUCAUUGGGUCUGGAAACACUCUUCAUUUCUACUUUUGUAUGAGUUUUGUACUACCCUUUAUUCACACAAUGCAUAUCUGUAGCCAUUUUGUAUCAGGUCAUGCUGGUGUUGUUGACCAAGAAUACAAUGCAAGUUGCUGUGAUAGAUCAGGGGUUUAUCAAAAACAAAAAAAAAAAUCUGAAAAUAUAUGAACGGUCAACAGGGGAUCGUUUUGGCUGGAACUUUUUAUCUGCAACUGUUUUAUUUUGUAGUUUCAUCUGGCCAGUAGCUGACAGGGUUCUCUAAUCUGUGUACAGGUGGAUUGUAGGUUUCACUGACGCUUGUGUAUAUCUUGUCUUCCUUUCAUUUGAAAAGAAAUUUUAAAUAAAGUAUUAUAGGUUGCUAUUUUUAAGAACGGAAUCUUAGUUUAUGAUUAAAUGCUACAAGAAUGGGAAUGAAUAUGUACCCUCUCUGUAAAGCUGAGUUCAUUUUUAAUUGAAUGUGAACAUGUACGGACUGAUAGUAGUUUUUGUUUUAAUUGUACAUAGUGACUUCUGGAUCUAAUUAAAAAUCUUACAGCUUGAA
Molecule: messenger RNA, 4704 nt
Organism: Hippocampus comes (tiger tail seahorse)
Lineage: Eukaryota; Metazoa; Chordata; Actinopteri; Syngnathiformes; Syngnathidae
Gene: phactr4b
Product: phosphatase and actin regulator 4b
Exons: 14
Coding region: 583-3234 (883 amino acids)
Biological process (GO): actin cytoskeleton organization; neural crest cell migration
Molecular function (GO): actin binding
Source: RefSeq, a predicted model, not a curated record